This is a messenger RNA of Aspergillus ruber CBS 135680, 606 nucleotides long. RefSeq lists its product as uncharacterized. The transcript is spliced from 2 exons. Bases 1 to 381 code for a protein of 126 amino acids. The record is from RefSeq and is a predicted model, not a curated record. NCBI's taxonomy places the organism in Eukaryota, Fungi, Ascomycota, Eurotiomycetes, Eurotiales, Aspergillaceae.
AUGUCUGCCAUUACAGAGAAAGAGGUCUGCCAGGCAGUCCGGUGUGCUGCGCCAAACAAGGCUCUUGACCCUGAUUAUAUACCAAAUCUAACGUUACAUCGCGCCCUAGCCAUAGCACUUCCGAAAGUCAACCACGGUGGUAUUGCGGAACCUGGCAAACCCGACUAUACAGAACCAAAGGCAUACAGACCAAUAGCACUGCUUGACACAAUUGAAAAGGUAUUAGAAGCAGUUAUUGCGACUCGCCUAAGCUAUAUGGUUGGAGAUACAGUCUCCUACCCCAGACUCAUGCUGGUGGCCGCAGAGGGCGAUUAUGUGGGCACGCUAUUCACCUUCUGCUGGAACAAGUCCAUCCACCCUGGCGUACUGGCACGUCAGUAGUCACACUGCUUACCCAUAAUGCCAGUGGUGCAUUCGAAAACACAGCAUAUAAGCGUUUAAUCCACAACCUCUGGUAAUUGCAGGUCCCAGUCUACGCUGUUAACUAGGUAGCAAGCUUCCUGCACCACCGCAUCACAGAUAUCUUACUAAUGGAAGGCGAAAUGGGCCGGUUUACCACAGAUACAGGCAUACCCCAAGGCUCACCGAUGGUCCAGACACGCUUAA